AUUUGUUUUCCCAUGAGCCUCUAUUGAAGCGCUACAGCAGCCAUCUUCUUACGAGAAACCCGGGGAGCUCGGCGGGGAAUUUAUUUCCUCAAGUAAGAUCUUUUCUUGAGGGACUGGCGUUCCUAUGCAUCAGGAACAAUGAGCCAGUACAUCCACGUAGCCGAAGAAGAGGGCGAGGAGCCCAUGGAGGUACCUAGUGAGGAUGAUGGAACACUUUUGUUGACGACGUUGUCAGCUCAGUUCCCCGGGGCCUGUGGAUUGAAAUAUCGAAACCACGAAACAGGCACUCUGCGAGGGAUCAGACUGUCAGACGGUCGACUUUAUCCUCCGGAUACUGACUGGGGAAGGCAUCUUUACAUUGCAGUGUUUCCUAAAGGUGAGAAGCCCCCAGGGACCACCUCGCUGGGAGACUCCAGUUUGGCCAUCAAGUCCUACAAACGCUUUGAGCGUCAGAAGUGCAGUGAUCUCAUUGUGCUUGGUCUUCCUUGGAAAAGCAAUGAAGAAGAUUUACGGAAGUAUUUCCAACAAUUUGGAGAGCUGCUCAUGGUUCAGGUCAAGAAAGACCCGAAGUCGGGACAGUCGAAGGGCUUUGGAUUUGUCCGUUUUGGUGAAUACGAGUCUCAAGUGAAGUGUAUGUCCCAGAGACACAUGAUUGAUGGACGAUGGUGUGAUGUGCGCAUUCCCAAUUCAAAGGAAGGAGCUCAGCAGAUGAUGAAUCGCAAGGUGUUUGUGGGGAGGUGCACGGAGGACAUGACGGCCGAAGACCUACGUCACUACUUCAGCAAAUUCGGCGAGGUGGUGGACGUUUUCAUCCCCAAGCCCUUCCGAGCUUUCGCUUUUGUCAGCUUUGCUGACCCGGAGACUGCUCAAACCUUGUGUGGGGAGGACCACAUCAUCAAGGGGGCUAGUGUCCACAUCAGUGGCGCCGCUCCUAAGGCCAGCGAGAAGUACGAUCGUCGCAUGGUCCCGAACCACGGUCACAUGGCGUACCAGGGCUCGUGGGGGCCGGGCCGAGGCGGUAACCCCAACAGCAGCAGCAACAUGAGCGUGGCCACCGGCAUGGGCAACAACAUGGGCAUCGGUAACCUGGGCCUGGGAGCUUUGCAGCUCAACCAUGCCAUGCUGGCAGCGGCCCAGGCAGUCCUGAGCAGCCAGACGGGCUGGGGUCCGCUUGGCCUCACCCAUCAAAGUGCUGGGGCCACCACCAAUGGGGACCCUCUGGCGGCGGUCACUACCACUGCUGCUCCACAUAGCAUGUCGGCCAGCGGGGGCGGCUCCUCCUAUGCUCCGGCCGCCCCCAUGGGCGGGACGGGCACGGCGGCCAGCAACGGCAGCGUGGUGACCCCCGGGGCAGGGGCCACGGCCAACAACAGCUUCCUGGGCUGGGGUAGCCAGACGACGGAGAUGCACCCGGCCCCCGUGCCCCAGCACACGGUGGCCACCAGUCAGAUCCCCAACUGGAGCUCGGUGCCUAAGGCCACCUCGGGAUGGAACUGAUUGGAUUGGAUGGGUGGGUUGGUUGGUUGGCUGUGGCUGGCUGUUUUGGUGUCGCUGAUGUUGCUGUCGCGUCACUGCUGCGUUGUGUGUGGUGUGUGUCGUGUGUGCGUGUGGUGAGGAGGAAGAGGAAGAGGGUGGAUGGAGCUAACCUAGAAGCGCAGCCCCUCCCCUCCCCCCCUCUGACUCGAUGAUAUGAUUGAUGAUUUGAUGGCUGAUGGUGAUGAUGAUGAUGAUAACGGUUACGGCUGUUGUGGAUGAUGAUGAUGAUGAUAAUGAUGAGAUGACAAUGAGGAUGUGGUGAUGAUGAAUUUUGUUUAAUGUUGUUUUGUCUGUUUUUUUUUUUUUAAAAAGAAUUUGUCUUGAUAAUUAGUGUGCGUUUGUUUAAUGAGUUUGUUUGCUUUUUGCGGGGAAAAUUUGAGUGGCUGUUUAAACAGGGGUUGGGUUUUUUACCGUCCCCAACUCCCUUUGUUUCCUUCUAGUUUGUUUCUGCUUUUCUCUGGUUUUUUAAAAAUAUUUUUUUUAAAAAAUUUAUUUAUACUACUAUUUUUAAAGCUAAGAUUUGAUUGCAUGAUGCUGUUUUAUUUUCUCCUUCCUUUUUGUGUCAGAACUCUCUUGAUAUAUAUAUAUAUAUAUGUAUCUGCGUUAUAGCUAAAGAUUGAAUACUACUCCUUUACUUCGCAUGAAAAACAACCUCAUUCUGAAUUGGUUGGGGGAAUGUAGUGAUCUUCUCUAAAGUAAAGUAUAGCUGAAGCUCGUGCUUUUGCCUUUUUAAAUCUUUAGUGUAUUUUCUUACGCUAUUUUUAUUUAACCUUUUACUUGGUUGAAAGUAGUAGAUUUACGGCUCAAUAGAUGGGACUGGAAAGAAAGUCAUUUGUACGAUUGGAAAAAAACCAAAACAUUUUUUGUGUGCAGAGAUAAAAUAUAUCUGAUGAAAAGUGUGGAAGGAUUCAGGUAAAUGUUUUUUUUUUUUGUUGGAAGAGUAUGUGGCAACAGGGCGUACGUAUACUGAGGACUAACUUAUGAGGCAAACACUUGAAUAUUCAGUAUCGAUAUAUGCAUCCGUGAAAUUUCCAUUGAUUUGAUUCAAUCUUUCAAAAUGGCAAAAGACAUAUAAAAAGAAAGCAGUGCAGCUUACUCG
Messenger RNA from Aplysia californica (California sea hare), 2635 nucleotides. Its product is annotated as TAR DNA-binding protein 43. Bases 139 to 1497 code for a protein of 452 amino acids. The record is from RefSeq and is a predicted model, not a curated record. Gene Ontology annotation, cellular component: nucleoplasm. The transcript has 6 exons. NCBI's taxonomy places the organism in Eukaryota, Metazoa, Mollusca, Gastropoda, Aplysiida, Aplysiidae. Gene Ontology annotation, molecular function: RNA binding. Gene Ontology annotation, biological process: regulation of gene expression.